UUUUACAUACUUUUCAUAUUUCUUAGACAAUUGCUUUUUAUAAUUUAUCUAGAGUCUUAAAUUUCGAUCUGUGGGAAAUAUAUACUGUAGUGAGCUUAAUCUAACUUAGCCAAAAUCAACGGUUUCAGAAUACAGUCAAGAACUUUAAUUGUCCUUGAGCUUUUAUGUAGAUCUCCCCCUACCUAAGAAGGUUGAUUGUUAAAACAUGAAGCCAACAAAUCUAUCAGAGAGAUUCUUGGUAUGACAUCUGUGUUCCCACUCUGGCAUCCUGUGUUCCUGUUUGAAGUUCAUCAUUCUGACAAAGAUGAGGAAUAUCUCGAUGGUGACCAAGCUUCUUCUGCUGGGUAUCCUGCACACAGAGGGUCUGGAGACCAUGCUCUUUAUUUUGUUUUUGUCCUUCUACUUCUUCACCCUGUUGGGGAACCUGCUCAUCCUACUCAUAAUUGUCUCCUCCACUAGGCUUCACACUCCCAUGUACUUCUUUCUGGGCAAGCUAUCUGUAUGUGACAUAUUUUUCCCCUCGGUGAGCUCCCCCAAGAUGUUGUUCUACCUCUCAGGAAACAGUCAAGAUAUCUCCUAUGCAGGCUGUGUGUCCCAGCUCUUUUACCACUUCCUGGGCUGCGCUGAGGGUUCCCUGUACACUGUGAUGACCUAUGACCGCUUUGUGGCCAUAUGUUACCCUCUGCGCUACACAGUCAUCAUGAGCUACAGAGUGUGUGCCAUUCUGGCCACGGGGACCUCUUUUUUUGGCUGUAUUCAGGCCAUCUUUCUAACCACUCUCACCUUCCAGUUGCCCUACUGUGGUCCCAAUGAGGUGGACUAUUACUUUUGUGAUAUCCCAGUGAUGCUGAAGCUGGCCUGUGCAGAU
Molecule: messenger RNA, 868 nt
Organism: Trichechus manatus latirostris (Florida manatee)
Lineage: Eukaryota; Metazoa; Chordata; Mammalia; Sirenia; Trichechidae
Product: olfactory receptor 149-like
Exons: 1
Biological process (GO): G protein-coupled receptor signaling pathway
Cellular component (GO): membrane
Molecular function (GO): G protein-coupled receptor activity; olfactory receptor activity
Source: RefSeq, a predicted model, not a curated record